ACUUCCCAUCAUUUUGGUUUUUUAAUACCUGAGGCUUAUAAUUCAGUCUACAGAAGAACCUAUACGGACUUGUCUUGUCUCGCUCCAUAAACUCGGUAUAUACAUCUAUCAACAACUAUGUCUUCACCUAGCGCCGGUAAGCGCCGUAUGGACACAGAUGUCAUAAAAUUGAUAGAAAGCAAACAUGAGGUUACCCUUUUAAAUGGCUUGAAUGAGUUUUGUGUUAAACUCUAUGGACCACGUGGUACUCCAUAUGAAGGUGGCUUAUGGAAAGUUCGAGUUCAUCUUCCAGAACAUUAUCCAUUUAAAUCUCCUUCAAUUGGCUUCAUUAAUAAAAUUUAUCAUCCAAAUAUCGAUGAAGUGUCUGGUACUGUUUGUCUUGAUGUCAUCAACCAAGCAUGGACUGCCUUGUAUGAUCUGCUUAAUAUUUUUGAAUCAUUUCUGCCCCAGUUGCUUGCUUACCCAAAUCCAAUAGAUCCAUUAAAUGGUGAUGCUGCAGCUUUGUAUUUGCAUAAGCCUGAACAGUAUAAAAAGCGUGUUGAAGAAUAUGUAAAGAAAUAUGCUACAGAAGAAGCGCUCAAAGAUGAUGGAAAUGCUGGUUCAGAUAGUGAUGAAUCAUCUAUGUCAGAGUUUAGUGAAAGCGAAGCACAAGACAUGGAGCUAUAGCCAUCAUUUUUUAAAAAUUAAUAAUUUUUAUUAUUAUGUAUCCAGUUUUCGUUUGUUUUUACUAAUUUACUUAAAUUUUAGUUAAAAUUAAGUAGAUAUUGGUAGAUUUUUUUUAUGUUGACCACAUCUUCACAUAUUUGGAGAAGUAAUUUUGUAGAUAUCUUUUUUAAGGACAAACAAAUUAAUUUGUGAUAUUCAAAGGAAAAAAUAAUAAUAUGUCAAACUUUAAACCCAUUUUUAUUAGAUUAAUACAUGUAUGUUAUUCCAGACAAUUCUUGAAAUUGUUGCUUGGCUGUGUUGUACAAUCUGGAAAUAUUUGUUAAUAAAUCUCUAUAAAUAACAUAUAUAAGAAAUCAACUUA
Molecule: messenger RNA, 1027 nt
Organism: Sipha flava (yellow sugarcane aphid)
Lineage: Eukaryota; Metazoa; Arthropoda; Insecta; Hemiptera; Aphididae
Gene: UbcE2H
Product: ubiquitin-conjugating enzyme E2 H
Exons: 2
Coding region: 118-666 (182 amino acids)
Biological process (GO): ubiquitin-dependent protein catabolic process; protein polyubiquitination
Cellular component (GO): nucleus
Molecular function (GO): ubiquitin conjugating enzyme activity
Source: RefSeq, a predicted model, not a curated record